Ictalurus furcatus (blue catfish) is the source of this 1590-nucleotide messenger RNA. RefSeq names its product vacuolar protein sorting 72 homolog a (gene vps72a). Bases 458 to 1534 code for a protein of 358 amino acids. The record is from RefSeq and is a predicted model, not a curated record. Gene Ontology annotation, biological process: chromatin remodeling; regulation of DNA-templated transcription. NCBI's taxonomy places the organism in Eukaryota, Metazoa, Chordata, Actinopteri, Siluriformes, Ictaluridae. Gene Ontology annotation, molecular function: ATP-dependent H2AZ histone chaperone activity. Gene Ontology annotation, cellular component: nucleus. The transcript has 7 exons.
UAGUGUAUGGUCUAUACUGAACUGACUUUAAGCGCUUGACGAUGUCGUUUCUUUUUCUUUUCUUAGUCUCGUGCUUCAUUCAACAGAGGAUAUACCCUCACAGGGCACUUUAUUAGGAACACUACACUAAUACUGGGUAGGGCCUCCCUUUGCUCUCAAAACAGCCUCAAAUCUUCAUGGUAUGGAUUCCACAAGAUGGUGGAAAUGUUCCUUUGAGAUUCUGCUCCAUGCUGACAUGACAUCACACAGUUCCUGCAGAUGUUUCAGGUUCACGUUCAUGCUGCGAAUCUCCCUUUCUACCACGUCCCAAAGGUGUUUUACUGGAUUAAGAUUCGGUGACUGGGAAGCCCACUGAAGAACACUGAACUCAUCGUCAUGUUCAUGAAACCAGUUUGAGACGACUUCAGCUUUGUGAUGUGGUGCAUUAUCAUGCUCGGAGAUUAGACUCGGUGUGAAGAUGAGUUUAGCGAACAGCAGAGAACAGAGAAGCACCGCCGGGAACCGCAUGACCAAAAUCCUGGAAGCGGAGGAAGAGGACGAGUUUUACAAAACCACAUACGGAGGAUUUAAUGACGAGUCUGGUGAUGAUGAGUAUCAUGGUGAUCACUCGGACACUGAGGACGAGGUGGACAGUGACUUCGAUCUGGACGAAGGAGACGAACCAGACAGUGAACAGGAAGAGGAGACACCACGCAGACGGAGCCGCAUCCUCACUAAAGCUUACAGAGAGCCCAUAAAGGUAAUGAAGCCCAGGGUCAAACAUCUAUCUGAGGAGCCGAAGGCUGAGAAACCAAAAGCAGAAAAACGUUCAGCCCAGGAGCUGCAGGAGAUUGGAGAAAUGCGCAAGUCGGUGAGGAAGUCGACUAGUGAACACACGCGGAAGACGUUUGAGCGUCUGCAAGAACGUCAGCAGGAGGCGCCGAGACGCCGCAGAGUUCACAGAGACAAACCUCUGAGUCAGGAAGACUUACUGAGAGAAGCUCAACACACUGCACAGAGCAAUCUGGAGUCACUGGAGAAUUACGAGCGUCUCGAGGCUGAUAAGAAGAAGCAGGUACAAAAAAAGAGGAAGUUUGAGGGACCGACAAUCCGUUAUCACUCCGUUCUGAUGAUGUCUGAGCCGCCACUCAAAGACGAGAACGUGGAUGUAGAGGGGUUGGAUCAGGACACGCCCCUCUCAGCUUCCUUUUCCUGUACUGCAGCCUCAGGGGCUGGAGCUCUCUGCUCGCGUACGUUCAUUACCUUCAGUGAUGAUGAAUCGUUUGGGUCUGCUUUCCCGCAGUUGGGCCGUGUCAGCCCCGACCUACCCAUUCAGGAAGUGUGUCCCGUUACCCAUAAUCCCGCUCUGUAUCGUGACCCAGUUACUGAUAUCCCAUAUGCUGAUGCACGCGCCUUCCGGAUCAUUCGCGAAGCUUACCGUAAAUACGUUGCUGCACACGGCUUCCCUGAUGACACAACACACACAUCUUCACACACUCACGCCGAGCCAGCAGGGGGCGCCAAAAGCCUACGUCUAAAGGGAAUGACUGUGUAAACACACAUUGCACUGUUAUUGUUAUUCACACAGAUUAAAGAUGAUCAUUUAUUCUU